Talaromyces proteolyticus is the source of this 1449-nucleotide messenger RNA. RefSeq lists its product as uncharacterized. The record is from RefSeq and is a predicted model, not a curated record. Gene Ontology annotation, molecular function: DNA-binding transcription factor activity, RNA polymerase II-specific; zinc ion binding. Gene Ontology annotation, biological process: regulation of transcription by RNA polymerase II. NCBI's taxonomy places the organism in Eukaryota, Fungi, Ascomycota, Eurotiomycetes, Eurotiales, Trichocomaceae. The transcript has 2 exons. Bases 123 to 1343 code for a protein of 406 amino acids.
UAUUAAUUUAAAGUUACUGGUGUCGCGCCACUUAAGUCACGGUACACCAAAUCAAGAAGUAAUUUUAGUUCCUCGAUCUUAUUCCUGCAGAUGCUGAAUCCGAGAAUGUCCUAGGAUCCAAUAUGCUCCGAAAGGCUCCCCGCUUGGAGCAUAAGAAAUCGACAACUGGGUGUCGCAGGUGCAAAGCAAGGAAAGUAAAGUGUGAUGAAAUUCGACCGAAAUGUAGCCAAUGUGCCCGCCAUCUUGUUGACUGCGAAUAUCCGGCGCUGAAAAUUCAAACCUUUACUCCCGACAAAGGAAUAUCUAAGCGGAUCAGAAAGAGCCAGGUUUCUGAACGUCAAGAUGUUGUUUCUCCUUUGCAGAGAUCAUUCCUAGGCUCAAUCUUCCCUGUUCUGCUUUCUGAGCCUGAGUCAAGCAUCUUGCUAAGUCUUCGCCUACUUCAUCAUUACCUCACACAUACUUCGGGGACUCUUAGCAUGGCCGGAGACCCGCAAGUGCGACGCAUGUGGGAUAUCACCGUUCCAGAAAUGGCCUUCGAACACAAGCCCCUUUUAUAUACUCUGUUCGCCGUGUCUGCCCUUCAUCAGUCAAAGUCGAUGUUAAUGGAACACAAAUGUUGGAAUAGUCAUCAAUUCUACCUUGACCUUGCUCUCUUUCAGCAUAAGAAAGCCUUGGCCGAGUCAGCAGGACCAAAAUUUGAAUCCAUCUGCAUGACAACCAUCUUGAUUUCGUUCUAUACCUUGGCUCUCAGGUCCAAUAUGCCCACUGGUCCAUACGAGCCACCUAUGCUGUGGCUGUCCAUGUCACGUGGGAUCCGGCCAGUCCUCACACAGGUAUACGACAGGCUUACGAUGCCUGGAGGCAGGCUCUUGCCUCUCCUUCGUGCGAAACCAGUCAUUGAACACUUACCAGACGAAAAUCAGCUUGAAAACAAUGCUAAGGGAACUUUUUCAUUCCUUUUGCAUUGUCAAGCAGAUAUAGAAUAUGUUGAUCAAGUAUCGAUGGAUGCAUAUAAAUAUGGCGUAUCCUACCUCGACGUCAUGUACCUUGCACUCAGAAACCAUGAAUCUGAGUUCCAAAUACGAAAGCGACUGUGUGCAUUUCCUCCUAUUAUGACAGAAAGGUUUCUUCAACUGCUAUAUCAGCGACGACCUCGCGCUUUGGUCAUCUUGGCGUACCUUUUCGCGUUGGUGAGUGGUGCAGACAACGUCUGGUGGCUCCGUGGCAUCCCAGAGCAAGAGAUUCGUGGAAUCAAUAGUAUAAUGCCUGCAGAAUGGCGGUGGGCAAUGAAGUGGCCAUUGAAUGUUAUUGAAUCAGGGAUGGAAAUGAUGUUUCAUAAGUGAUCUACGACUAUUUCAUUUCUUGUGCGGAAAGGCGUUACCGUGGAGAUUUGUUUAAUUAUUGAGAGCAAAUAUACUUUAUAGCUUGUUUAUAGAAUCAAGUUCGGAC